AGCGACGAUGGGCGGAGCUCUCCGUGAACGAGCAGCGAAAUUAGCUAUCGCGGGCAAGCGCAGCAUAACUUCCCGAUCGAGGAAGGCGCAUAGCGCGACUCGCCUGGUAACUUCCGCUAGUUAUUACUCCUGGCUUGCCUUGUGUAAUCCACUUUCAAGAUUUGCGCUUCCAUGUUGCAAAGGCAGUCCAUUUCAGCGCAUAGGUUGCUAGCACCAUACUCCGCCUUGUAGGUCACUCUCUGGCUGUCAGUCCAGGCGCCAGUCCCGUCCAAUCAAUGGAAUGCCAGGUGUAUAUUGAAGGUCUACGUUCCCAAAGGCCCAGCAAUUCAUUCCUGUCGUCGCCUGCGCAACCAUGUCCCGAGAUGGGGAAGGAGUCACGGUUGCAUGGCUGCACCCUUGUCGCCCGGACGGCGAUGCAGGUACCGCUGCGGUCAGUGCCACUCUUUCGCGUGGCGCCAGUCCUUUGCGGGGAAAGCGCAGGGUACGAAGGUACGUACCGUCAAAUUUGCGACAUUCUCGAGGCGCUGUUGUUAUUCGGCUUUUUAGCGCUUGGCAGAGCGCAAUUUGCGACGCCAGCAAGGGCCUACCGCUGGCUAACGUUAGGGCCAGCAAGGGUGCCAGAUGUCGUGGGCGUCUCUCGCUGCUCCCUCCCCAUUCCAACAAUUCCCUCGCUCUUGUGCCCUCACCCCGUCUCUCGACCUCCUCCACAGGCUUCGUUGGCAAAGCCCACCUCACCCCUGGAGCGUCGCUGUCCGACCUUGAAUACUCGAAGUAUUCAGACUGUCAUUCUUUCGCUCCUCCCUUACGCUCUACCGGCAGCUAUUAUACGCACGCGCCUUCCAUUCGGGGCAUCUGUAUCCCUCCAUCGCUCAUAGCAAACUCACGCGCGCAUUGCUUGUCUGCCGUACCUUCAGGCGACGCUUCACUCUCCCUGCUUCGACAGCACUAUUGCGCAUAUCAAAAUGCAUCUGCCAGCGAUUGUCGCCGCUCUCCUUCUGCCGCUCGCGGCCGUUGCGGAAGACAUGUCAACCACGACCGCGACAAGUUACCUGACACUCACCAGAACGGUCACCUUACAGCGCGCCCAAGUGACCGCGCUGUCCAACUCUACCAGCAUCACCAUGCCGACAGCUCCAUCAACAACCCUCUCGCCGCCCGCCACUACCACCGGCGCAGGCUCUGUCGUCAGCCCCUCGCCGGACAAUGCCGGGGCUGCUCUCGGGGCCGCUCAUGUGGCCGCCGCCGCCGUGGCCGGCGUUGUUGUUGCCGCCUUGCUUUGACCUGCCGGCCCGGCCGUCCGAUGGAUCGGGUCUGUAAAGGGGGCGAUCCAUGAGAGCGGCCUAAGCACCGGUCACUGUUACGCGAACCUCUCCGAUGCUAGCAUCAUCAUUCGUUCUACUUUCUUCCCUUUGUGAGAGCGACGCAUCCUUUAAUUCUACCGGAUUCAUCAGUUGAUCCCUUGGACGGCUCGUGUUUACGAGGUGCGCACGACUCGAUGCAUCACCGUGCCUGCUAGGUCAGCGACACCCCUUGCGUGGCGUCUCUACUUCAACUCGCCUCACCUCAAGGCAGCCUCGAUGAUUCCGGAAGCUCUUUACUUUCGAUCCGCGCUUAUU
Molecule: messenger RNA, 1616 nt
Organism: Canariomyces notabilis
Lineage: Eukaryota; Fungi; Ascomycota; Sordariomycetes; Sordariales; Chaetomiaceae
Exons: 1
Coding region: 353-1333 (326 amino acids)
Source: RefSeq, a predicted model, not a curated record